CGGAUAAAAGCAGUCGUUUUUCCCAUGGAUUAUGCUCAUUUAAUGAUGAAACUAUCAGCGGAAAGACUGGCUGAUCUUCCCCUGCGUGUGGAUUGAAAUGGAUACAUUCGUGUGCCUUUGACAGUGAUCAGAUUUGGGAAUCGCCUGACCUGGAUUGUAACAAUGUUUUGAUCCCCUGCUUGGAUUUACAACAUUACAGCUCGCUUUUGGCUUUUAUGGAUGCAUUCUGUACUUCUUUCUGAAUACGCCCAUUCCUCUGCCCGACUGUCUAUUAUCUGGACCUCUUGUGAGGUUUAUAAGCCUGCUUGUUUUUGGCCGUGUCGUGGCAGGCUUGGGGAAACCGAUUUGUCAGCCCUGCUCGGUGUUUUGAUGCCGAUGUAGGAUUUCGACAUGCCCAGCGCUGACGACCCCAACGGCGGACGAUUAUGACUACAACAACGAAUUGGGUGGCUAACGGGGCAAGCCUUGAGGACUGCCACUCCAACAUCUUCUCUCUGGCGGAGUUGACAGGCAUCAAGUGGCGAUGCUACAGCUUCCGCAGUGGCGGGGAGUACGGGCCGGUGAUCUCAGCCCCGGCCCAGGACGACCCGGUUCUCCGCAGCUUCAUGCGCUGUGUGCAGGCCAACCUGCUGUGUGUAUGGCGACGCAAAAUCAAGCCCGAUGCCAAGGAGCUCUGGAUCUUCUGGUGGGGUGAAGAGCCCAACCUCUCUGAUGUUAUCCAUCAUGAGCUGGAAGUGGCUGAGGAGGGGCUUUGGGAGUGUGGGCUGUCCUACGAGUGCCGAACUCUCCUGUUCAAGGCUGUACACAACUUGUUGGAAAGAUGUUUGAUGGAUAAAGGAUUUGUGAGGACUGGAAAGUGGUUCUUCAAGCCAUAUGAACUGGAAGAAAAGUCUUUGGGCAACAGUGAACACCUAUCAUGCUCCUUCUCCUUCUUCCUCCAUGGGGAGAGCAACGUGUGCACAAGUGUGGAGAUUGCCCAGCACCAGCCUGCGUACCACAUCACAGAACACCACAUCCGCCUUGCACAGACCUCCAUCACACCAGUACAAGUGAUCCUGAGCCCUUACGGACUGAGCGGCACUCUAACAGGUCAGGCCUACAAGAUGAGUGACCCAGCAACACGGAAGCUGAUGGAGGAGUGGAGUUACUUCUACCCCAUGGUACUUCAGCAGAAAGAGGGAAGUGGAGAGAACGCAAAAGAAGAAGCGAGCCAGUCCUAUGAUCGCAACUGUCACGUGGCAGUGGAGGUCAUCGUAGGUGGAGUAAGGAUGACCUAUCCAGCUGCUCUUGUGCUAAUUGCCCAGGGGGACCUCCCAGUGGAGCAGCCUCCACCUGUUCCUGCAGCUCUGGGCCUCACCAGAGAGCAGAACCACUGCAGUGUGCCCCUCACACCGCCAACGUCACCAGAGCAGCCCUGCUCAGCGGACAGUGGCUUUGUGACUUCCAUCUCCAGUGUCCCAACACCAGACAGCAGCAUGGGGGUCACUAGCAUCAGCCCAAAGCAUUCUGUGAAGAAACUGUCUUGCCAUGUGGUCCAUCAGGCCUGGAGGGAAUGCUAUCUCAACCAGCCUCAACAUGUACGAAAUCAGCGAACUGAAGUGACGCCGAAGACGGAGGUGCCAAAUGGAGUAACCACAUGGGACUUCAACGAUCUGGGAGCGAGAGCACCCUGCAGCUGCUCCAGGUUGAAGCAGCAGAAGUUGAAUAUGACUACGACAUCCACUGCCAACCCCCAGACUAGUGCCAAUACCACUCAGUCCUCUGGCCCGUCAUUAUACCUUCCCUCCCUGCCCAAACACAAGACCAGCGACAAGACAGAGAAGGCCGAUAAACAGUCCAGGAGGCCAGCUAUGAUUCCAUUCCACCACCGUGUGUCUGUCACGCAGGAGACCACUCUGGAACAGGACUCACCAGGAGGGCCCCAGCUUGGUGAUCUUGUGGCGCUGGAGCCACCCUUGGAGCCUUUGGCUACUCUGACAAACUGCAAAUAUCCUAAGCCUCUCUCGAAUGGCAGGAAAGCUUCAGAAUCCCUCCUCCUUUCACCUAUGUCGCCACUUCCUCCUACACUCAGCCCUCAUCCCCGGGUGCAGGACCCAGAGGUCCUGGAUGGGCCUGUGGAUAUGCAUGUCUGUCCAGACGGGGCUUCAGGACUGGGGAUGAUCACCAGUGAGACAGCUGCGUAUUCAGCUCUGCUGAAGCUGAGGGAGAAUGGGGCUGGCUGGUGGAGAGGUUUCAGGACUCCCAGGUCUGAUAAGACUGACUGCAGAUCUGCAGAACUCCCCACUGAUUUAUUAGAGGAAGUGAAGACAGACACAGCCGCUGAGGGAAUUCCGCUGAAGAGACUAUACACACAGACUCACAAGAGAUUUAAAAUCUCAGAGGAGAGGGUGAGGGACCACGUCCAAACUUUGGGUUUGUUCCAGCAGCCAGUUGUGGAGGUGCUGCGGGAGCCCGGGGAUGAUCCCUACGACUUCAAGGAAGGAGACAUUGAGUACACUUUCUCCACUUCCAAGAGAUUAAAGAGUCAAGGGCGAGAACCCAGCAAGAAGGCCAAGGGGGAAGAAAUCACCAGUAAUGGUGCACUUCCUGAUGGCAAAGACGCUAUGUCUAUUUUCAACUCUGCUCCAAAAUCAGAUGAAUCAAGUCAGGAUGACGGAGCUGCCAAAGCCAAUCCUUCUCUGACCAGAGAAAAAGACCUGGUAGUCAACAUCUCUGAUCUGGACAACAUAUUUGAUGAAGAUGAGGAGGAACUAGGGCACUCAACCAAGCUACCAGUGUCGACAGAAGAUCGCCCUCUGGGGAAGGAAGGGAGAGUUGCAGUACCUUAUCCAUCAACAGUAGCAGACCUCCAGCGGAUGUUCCCCACCCCACCUUCUCUAGAGCAGCAUCCAGCCUUCUCUCCCAUCAUGACGUAUCGUGACACCCCGAGCCAGGAGCCCCCUGUACCAAGUGGAGCAGCUGACCACUUUCCCCCUUUAGCUUCCGCCCAGCAUACUGAAUACAGGAUGGACAUGGAGGAGGGCAUGAUCAGUCCUAGGCAGGAGGAUUUCAAGCCACAGAUAGGCUCCUCCAUGUUUGCUCCACUUGCCUGCCUACCUAGCCAGAGUCUACCGCCACUCGAAAUUCCUGAGCAAUGCUACUACCGUCAAUCCUGGGCUCUCAUGCCCAAAAUGGAGCAUUUCCCCACGGUCAUGCAUCCUCAGAACACGGCUUUCAUCAGGGACGGAUACACAAACGUCCCCAGUGUCAACACCCUCACAGACCAAGAGUACGGCCAGAUGAGUGCCACCACUGCCUCUGUGAGCACCACUGUUGGCAUCCUCCCGUCUCCUGCAACUCCUCGUUUUUCUGUGCCAACUCCACGCACUCCACGUACACCGAGGGGUAUUAACACUGCAAGCUCUGGGCAAGGUUCAGUGAAGCAGGAUGGUACUGAGCUUAGCUCCCCGGUCUCCACCCCCUCCACCAGCCUGAUUCUUAGCUCAGUAGAACCCUUAGCUCGGCCAGGACCCUCCCUGCCUGAGGCCCACAGCCUGUACUCUAUCCUCCUGCUCUCAGACUCCGUCCUCAAUGUUUUCAAGGAUCGCAACUUUGACAGCUGCUGUAUCUGUGCCUGCAAUAUGAAUGUCAAAGGAGCAGAUGUGGGAGUGUAUAUUCCUGAUUCCACCUGUGAGGAUCAGUACCGCUGUAUGUGUGGCUUUAGUGCCAUUGUGAACAGGCGGUUAGCCCAUGGUACAGGCCUCUUCCUUGAAGAUGAGCUGGAUAUUUAUGGUCGGUCAUCGGAAGUAGGCCGGGCAGCUGAGAGGAGGCUGGCUCUUUGCAGGCGGGACCCAACUAUGGGAGAUCCAAGAACCAAGCGGCCCCAGGACGCAGCUCCUGCUUCUCCCUCAGUCAUGAUCCUCCUGAAGGAACAGUGCUCCCAGCCUAUUUCUUCCCUGGCAUCACUGCAUCUCCCUAUAAGCUGUUCCUGCCAUGGCCGCAAGGGGGCACUGCUCCAAAGCUGGAUGUCUGAAAAGCAGUGGGCAGAUGGGAGCGAUGCCUGUGUGGAGUGUUAUAAUGCUCUGGAACAGGGACUGCAGUAUGUAGAUAAUCCCACGGGAGGGAAAGUGGAUCCAGCUGUUGUCAGAAGUACAGCUCUUCACUCCUGGACUCAUACUAAUGUGGUGGACAUGAGCAUGUUGUCGUCCCAAGAUAUGGUCCGUAUGCUGCUUUCGCUGCAGCCUUUCCUACAGGAUGCCAUCCAGAAGAAGAGAACAGGGCGGACCUGGGAAAACAUCCAGCAUGUUCAGGGUCCACUCACUUGGCAGCAGUUCCAUAAGAUGGCUGGAAGGGGCUCUUACGGUUCGGAGGAGUCACCGGAACCCUUGCCCAUCCCUACAGUGUUACUCGGCUAUGAUCGGGAGCGUGACUUCUUAGCGUUGUCCCCAUUGGCAUUGCCCUUCUGGGAGAAGUUGCUGCUGGAGCCUUAUGGUGGGCAGCGGGAUGUGGCAUAUGUGGUGCUGUGUCCUAAUAGUCCCUCUCUGCUGGCUGCAGCUCAAGCCUUCUUUCAGGAGCUCAGUGCUGUUUAUGAGACAUGCCGCCUCGGGAAGCACCGUCCUCUUGCCAAGGUGUCCAGGGAUGGCAUUGUGCGUGUGGGGGAGGAAGUGGAGCCAGAAAAGCUGGAGGAGCUGGGCGUGGACCAGUGGUUGACUGGACCCUGGGCUGGACAGCAACACACCGACAACCUCAGCAAACUUAAACUUUACGCUUAUGCCUGCAAGCAGCAGCUAGGUCCCCAGCUAUCAGGCCUUCCUCUGGACAGCAGUCUCCUGUUGCCUCCCAAAGUUCAGCCUCCCCUAAACCCCACAUCCUCAACCCAGCCUGCCUCUGCUGGUCAGCCUCAAGGUUGGGCCACUGAUGCAGAACAAGCUGCGGGGACUGUCAGUUCAGCAAAUGCUUCGACUCCGACUGGAGCAGUCUCAGGCCAGAUGGGGGAGACAAACCAUGGAGGAACCAGCGAGUCUAAAGGGCCUUCUAGUACCACACCGCAAGCCAACACACCAGCAGAAACCCCUGAGCUCACUGCGGAGCAAGCCAGAAUCGGCAUCCCCACUGUGGCUGACUCGAUGGAGAGUCACACCAACCCACCAGCUAUAGUUAUUUACAUAGUGGAUGCUUUUCUCAGCUCAAAUGGAACAAGAAAUGAAGGGGGAGAGGAAGAGGAGGGUGAUGAUGUAGAGGCAGGAAGCAUUUGGCUACUGGGGCUUCUUCGCUGCUACACAGAGAUGCUGCAGACUUUGCCUGAGACGAUGAGACCAGCACUGAUGCUACAGGUGGUACCAUGCCAGUAUCUUCUCCAGCCUGCUAGUGGGGAGAGCCAUUUCUACCUGCAACACCUGCGCUCCCUGGCUUUCUCCUGUUACUCCCAAUGCAGACGUCUGAUGCCCCAGCAAACACAUAUCAAGUCCCUGACUGGCUUCGGGCCAGUGUCCACUGUCAAUUCUGUGCUUAAGAGUCCAGAGCAUCCCAGCCCAGUGCAGCUGUACUGUCCCCCAUUCGUCCUUGGUCCAACCCGUCCCAAACAGCCAGAACAAGGAGAGAUAUGGGCAGAGAUUCCUCCCAAAUACAAUGUGCUCUAUGUUGGAUACUGUCUAUCACAUGACCAGCGCUGGAUCCUGGUGUCCUGUACUGACCAACAAGGAGAGCUCCUGGAGACCUGUAUUAUCAACAUUGAUGUACCUAACAGAGCGCGGCGUCCAAAAGUAUCAGCCAGGAAGAUGGGGCUACAGAAGCUAUGGGAGUGGUGUAUUGGUAUCAUCCAGAUGACGUCACUACCAUGGAGAAUUGUGAUUGGUCGACUUGGCAGACUGGGGCAUGGUGAACUUAAGGACUGGAGCUCACUCCUUGGGGAGCACUCUCUCCAUUCAAUAGGGCGCCAGCUGAGGGAGGCCUGUCGAAUGUGUGGGAUCUCAGCUGCUGACUCCCCCACUAUUCUCAGCGCCUGCCUGGUAGCCAUGGAACCGCAGGGCUCCUUAGUGAUCAUGCCUGAUGCAGUAACCAUGGGUUCAGUGUUUGGCCGCAGUACUGCUUUGAACUUGCAGACCUCGCAGCUGAACACACCUCAGGAUGCUUCCUGUACACACAUCCUAGUCUUCCCAACCUCCGCCACCACCCAGCUGGCACCAAGCUCCUACCCUACUGAGGACAAUAAUGAUGACAUGUUUGAUCUGCCCUUUCCUGAUGAACUGGAAAAUGACAUUGGCCAUGACAUGAUGCUGAUCACAGGGAACCUCCACCCUUCCCCAAACACCUCUCCUGUGCCCUCGCCUGGCUCUCCGUCCGGGAUGGGAAUAGGAUCACAUUUCCAGCACACCAGGAGCCAGGGAGAACGCUUGCUGUCCAGGGACAAUCCACCAGAGGAGCUAAAGCAGCAGCCGUUGGCUCUGGGCUACUAUGUCUCCACCGCACAAGCGAACGGACUUCCUCACUGGUUCUGGGCUUCCUGCCCACAGGCUGAGAGCCAGUGUCCACUUUUCCUCAAGGCGUCUCUCCACCACCACAUCUCCAUAGCCCAGUCAGAUGAGCUGGUGUCAGACAAGACUAAGAGGACCCCUCACCCCUUAGAUUCAAAGACCACCUCUGAUGUGCUCAGGUUUGUAUUGGAGCAGUACAACGCCCUCUCCUGGCUGACGUGUACACCUGCCACCCAAGACCGCCAGUCCUGCCUGCCCGUCCACUUGGCUGUAUUGAUCCAGAUGUACAAUGCCAUCCUGAACAUGCUUUAGCUUUGUGAACUCUAGAGGACUGACGUUAUACCUUCAUUUCCUCUGUGCCUACGCUUCCUCCUUCUGGGCACCAGAGAGCACCAGAGCUCUUCUCUUGUUUUGGAUAGACCUUAAAUCAAUAGACCAUUGAUUUAAUGGCCAAAUAAAGGACAGGGCAAAUCAGACUCUCCCAUGCCUGGAAUGUAAUGAACAAGAAGAGUGAAAUGCUCUGAAUGAAAACUUUGGUUAACCACGAGCCCAUGCAAACCCAGUACAGAACUGGUGCUGUGCCAGUUAUGGUGCUUUCUGAUGGAGAAAACAGAUGGAUCUAUCCAACUA
This is a messenger RNA of Scomber japonicus (chub mackerel), 7082 nucleotides long. Its product is annotated as mediator of RNA polymerase II transcription subunit 13-like. Gene Ontology annotation, molecular function: transcription coregulator activity. Bases 426 to 6764 code for a protein of 2112 amino acids. Gene Ontology annotation, biological process: regulation of transcription by RNA polymerase II. Gene Ontology annotation, cellular component: mediator complex. The transcript has 31 exons. NCBI's taxonomy places the organism in Eukaryota, Metazoa, Chordata, Actinopteri, Scombriformes, Scombridae. The record is from RefSeq and is a predicted model, not a curated record.